Pimephales promelas (fathead minnow) is the source of this 1592-nucleotide messenger RNA. RefSeq names its product CUE domain containing 2 (gene cuedc2). NCBI's taxonomy places the organism in Eukaryota, Metazoa, Chordata, Actinopteri, Cypriniformes, Leuciscidae. The record is from RefSeq and is a predicted model, not a curated record.
CUUAGGUUUUGAACCUGAGCGACCGCGCGCAGGGCUAAAGAAUUAGCUAAACAUUUUACGAUUUAUUGCUUACUUGUCUACAGAAGUAAUACAUUUUGACUAAAAUAUAUUUUCUUUUUGCUCUUUCAGCUGUGCGAUUUGUUCCAAAGAUAGGAUGGAUCUCCAAAAAAUAAUCCACGACGCGCUGUACGACUUCAUUUUGUCAUAUAUUCCUCACGCGGAUCUGAGUACGCUAGAUGACGUGAUUUUGUCCUAUAUCACUGGGGUGCUAGAAGAUUUGGGAUCUCAAGAAAAUGAGGAGGAAAACUUUGAUGUCGAUGUCUUUGUUGAAAUGUUGGAGGCCUACAUUCCUGGUUUCUCAGAUAUUGACAGUGUCAAAGUUUGUGAGAUGAUGUUUAAUCUGGCAUCAAAAUUGGCCUCAGCCCGGGAAUCAGAAUCUGGAGAGAUAAAAUUAGAGGAAGGUAAAUUUCCUCUCUCAGAAAGUUCUGUUUUAACCCACGGAGUUUCAAGGGAGAAGACACACAACCUCACAUUACAAGCAGAGGGAGCCACAGCUCAGGUUAGUGAAUCUUCGUGGGAUAACCAGGAGCAGCAUCUUCUCGAGAUGUUUCCCAAAUGCAGUGUGACUGAGGCCCGAAGUGCAUUGUCUAUUGCUAAAGGAGACAUGGAGGAAGCUGUUCGUCUCAUUAUUGAGGGAGAUGUCCAGCUUGCAUGCCCAACGUCUCUCCACGCUAACCAAGGGAAGACCAUUUCUGCUGAAGUUGAUCAGAAACUGAAAGCAAGCAUUUUAGAAAAGUACAUGCUGGUUGAUAGUGAAGAAGACAAAAAAGUACACAGACCAGUCACUCCAAAAGAUGCUCCCAAGAAACUAGUGCGCUAUCAUGGCAGUCAGGUGGUCACUACAAAGGGAGAGCGCUACCAUCUAGUCAAGAAAGAAGAACCAGACGACAUGAAGAAGACUUAUGUUAGUCUCAAACCAGCACGCAAAUAUCGCUUUCAUUGAUGAAAGGCAUCUUGUUGAUGGACCAUUCAGAGUCAACCCCUCUUGAUUUUGAUAUUUUUGUCUGGUUAUCUGUGACUGGAAACAGCUGAUUUAGUUUUGUGUGUCCACUUAGAUAUAUGGUGCUGGAGAUUUGGUUUCUUGGGAGUUUUAUGGGUUUUGAUGUUUCAAUUGUUUGCUGUUCUGUGAAAACUCCCAGCAGGUCUCUUUUUUCGAGCCCUUUUAAGUUACUGUAUUUAUUUUUUAACUACUUUUUACUAAAACAUUAUGCUAUUCCUAAAAACAUGAAGGUGUUAACGUUUGACUGUUUUUUUAAGCCAACCCCUAUUUUACACAUAAUUUAAUUGAAAGUCUUUGAAAUGUUCAGCUAAGUGGUUGUUUUGUUAUAAAAUCAGCCAGUUUAGCUCAUUUUCAGUGGCAGGAACAUCAGUCUUUGUAUUUUGCACUGUUUAGUUAAAACGCAGAAAUAAAAAGACUCCAUAUAUGUUCCUUAGACUUAAUAAUAGAAGGGUCUGUGUGACAUUUGAUUUUUUUGGGUAACACUUUACAACAAGGUCCCAUUUGUUAAUAUUAGUUAAUGUAUUAACCAAUA